Mus caroli (Ryukyu mouse) is the source of this 1476-nucleotide messenger RNA. The record is from RefSeq and is a predicted model, not a curated record. Lineage: Eukaryota; Metazoa; Chordata; Mammalia; Rodentia; Muridae.
GCCUAUCUGAAAGCUAUGAUGAGCUUCAAAGACCCACCAACCCUCCAGCAGCUGGAAAGAAGAAGUCUGUUGAAAGAUGAAGCCUUNACCAUCUCUGCUCUGCCGAACCUGCCUGUGCAACUCUUCCCACCACUCUUCAAGGAUGCAUUCACCAGCAAACAACCUAAGAUCCUGAGCCUGGUGGUGGCAGCAUGGCCCUUCCCACUCCUUUCUGUGGGAGCUCUGAGUGGGAUUGAUAACCUGGAGACCCUGAAAGCUGUACUAGAUGGCCUUGAGUUGCUGAUGUCACAAAAGGAUCGACCUAGCAGGUGGAACCUACAAGUGCUUGAUUUGGGAAAUGCCCACCAGGACUUCUGGGAUGGUUGGGCUGGAUUACUUCAUGAAGUCUGNUCUCAAGAUGUCUUUGGCAAGAACCAACCAGUGGGAAAUCAUCNCAUCCUAGGGGNGAAACAGACCAUGACUAUAAAAAUGAAUCUUUCCCUCAAGUACUGCCGUCAUUUUGAAUACCUAAACUAUUUGCAUUGGUGGGCCGAACAGAGAAAAGAUGGGAUACAGCUGAUCUGUGAGAAGCUGGAUUUUAGGGGCAUUCCUUGUAACCCGCUGCGAUUCUUGAAGGUUUCAUAUGUAGCCUCAAUCCAGGAAUUGGCAAUAAAGUCCACACACUGGAAUAUAUAUAAACUUUCAUUGCUAGCCCCUGGCCUGGGCCAGAUGAAAANCCUCCAGAAACUCAUUUUCAUGAACAUCAGGAGACCUGCUGACCUUAGGGAACUAGAGGAAGCCCGUAUUGUUACAGAGAUCUUUUCUGAGUUCUCCAAACUGCAUAAGCUCCAGCAUCUCCAUUUACAUAAUGUCUACUUCCUGAAUGAAUGCCUGGACCUAAUGCUCAGGCUUUCAGAAUCAGACAUGAGGUAUCUGNCCCAGUGUCCAAGCAUCCAUCAGCUCAAAUAUCUGGACAUUAGUUACAACACCUUCAAGCCUUUAAGUCAUCGAUUUCUAGGAAGCCUACUAGAAAGACUGACAGCUACUCUGCAGACAUUAAAAUUGAAGUGCUUUAACCUCAUGGACUUCCAAAUCCAUGACCUUCUGCCUGUGCUGAGCCAGUGUUCCCAGCUCACUGAAGUUGAUUUUGUGCCGAACAAAUUUUCCAUGGGCAGCCUGAAGAAGCUGCUGCAGCAUACUGCCAACCUCACACAGCUGACCCUGGAGAAGUACCCUGCCCCUGUUGAAGUCUAUGAUGACCGUCAUGGUAUUAUUCCAGACAGAUUUGUACAACUUUGUUCUGAGCUUAUGAACACACUCAAGGGUGUAAGGCAGCCAAAGCAGGUCUAUUUUGUGAGUACGACAUGUUUACCUAAUUAUGAAUUCCUCAUUUAUAAUUUGGAGGGCAUGGUAUCUUCUGANCAAUUAAGAAGGAGAGGUCAUUGCUGGGCUCUGAUAAAUGGAGGGCAGGUCUCAAGAGACUCAUUAGAGUUAUAG